AUGGGAGGCUGCUUUUCGUGGGAAGACCCUUUUCACAGAAGAAUCCUGCUGGUUGUGAUGUUGCUGCUUGUGCUGCUGUGUCAUAGUGUUUGCCAGGCAUAUUCCAUGAAUUGCAGCAUACGUUUCGAUCCUCUCCCUAUUUCUCAUGAGUUUUACCUGCCGGGAGACCUGGUCAUCAGUGAAAUUGUUUCUCAGGUCUUCUUGCUCUACAAUCUCCUCUCUUUCAUGGAACAGCCGACACAGAUUGUGAUUGAUGAGCCAAUUUCAGUGCCAAAGAACUACCAGCACAUCCUGGCCUUGGCAUUUGCUGUCAAAGAGAUCAAUGAAAAUCCCAACAUUUUAUCGAAUCUCUCUCUGGGAUUUCACACCCUCAAUAGCUACUACACUGCAAAGACGACCUACAAGGCCACCCUCAGCCUCUUUUCUGCACAGCAGCGCUUUGUCCCCAACUUCAAGUGUCACAACCACAACAACCUGAUAGCUCUGAUUGGAGGAUGCAUCUCUGAAAUCUCUGCCAACGUGGCCGUCAUUUCAGCCAUCUACAAGACUCCACAGAUGGUCCCAAAUGAAGCCCAACAGCACAUCGGGGUUGUGCAGUUACUCAAACAUUUUGGAUGGACAUGGAUUGGGCUCUGGGCUGUGGAUGAUGACAAAGGGGACAGGUUUUUGCAGACAAUGGUCCCAAUGCUUGAUGAAAACAGCAUCUGUUAUGCCUUCAUCAUGAGAAUACCAAAAUGGAAUUAUGUAGAUGAGAUGAUAAAAUAUGUUUUACAACGUGUAGAAUACUAUUCAACUGUCUUCAGGGAGAAAGCCAAUGUGUUUUUUGUAUAUGGAGAACCACCAUCCUUUCAGGUUUUGAGAAUGCUCAUUUUUGUAGCACCAUUCGUGGAAUUGCCAUUCCGGGGCAAAGUCUGGAUUGUUACAUCUCACUGGGAUUUUGCAUCACACUCUAUUCAAAAGAAUUGGGAUUUACAAACCUUCCAUGGGUCCAUAUCUUUCACAGUUCACUCAAAUCAGCCUGUGGGUUUCCAAAAGUUCCUUCAGAUGGUAAGACCUUCGUGGUUCAAAAGAGAUGGCUUUAUUCAAGACUUCUGGGAACAGGCUUUUGACUGUUUCCUAACAACGUCCAAGGAGUGGGAAGGAGAGGAGAAUAAAACCUGCACUGGGGAAGAGAAUCUGGAGAGUCUUCCUGGAGAUAGUGGGUUGCCUGCAGAGGAGGGAGCCCAAGAUGAUCAACGGUUGAGGGAGUUGCGUACAUUUAGCCUCGAUAAGAGAAGAGUGGGAGGAGAUGCGAUGGCCAUCUUCAGCGGCCAGGUCCAUAAAUUUCUACGGAGCAUCGUAUUCAACAACAGUGCUGGAGAUAUUGUGCACUUUAAUGAAAAUGCAGAAUUAGUUGUAGGUUUCGAUGUUACAAACUGGAGGAUUUACCCCAAUGGUUCAGUGAUUAGAGCCAAAGUUGGAAAACUGAACCCUCAGGCUCCUUUUGGCAAAAAGUUAACCAUUCAUGAUGAUCAGAUUGUGUGGCAUAAAAGCUUUAAUCAGGGGCUGCCAGUUUCUGUGUGCAACGACAACUGCUAUCCCGGCUCCAGCAGGAAAAAGAAGGAGGGAGAGAAAUUCUGCUGCUAUGAUUGUUUUCCAUGUCCAGAAGGGACGAUCUCUAAUCAGAAGGAUAUGGAUGCCUGUGUCGAGUGCGCAGAAGAAAACUACCCAAACCAGGACCAAACAGGGUGUAUUCCAAGGGGCCUGAGCUACCUCUCCUACCAAGAAAAGUUAGGGCUCAGCUUAGCUGUCUCCGCUCUGGCUUUCUCCCUGAUCACCACGUUCGUGCUGGCGACUUUUGUGAAGCACAAGGACACUCCCAUCGUCAAAGCCAACAACCGCAGCCUCACCUACCUCCUCCUCAUCUCCCUCCUUCUCUGCUUCCUCUGCUCCUUGCUCUUCAUUGGUCAGCCUGGAAAAGGGACCUGCCUCUUCCGACAAAUGACUUUCAGCAUCGUCUUCUCGGUGGCCCUUUCCAGUAUUCUGGCCAAAACCAUCACCGUGGUUCUAGCAUUCAUGGCAACCAAGCCAGGAUCCAGAAUGAGGAGAUGGGUGGGGAAGGGGCUGGCCAAUUGCGUGGUCUUUUCCUGCUCUUUCCUUCAAGCUGGCAUUUGCACCCUUUGGCUGAGUGCUUCCCCUCCAUUCCCAGAUACAGACAUGCAAUCACUGAAGAGUGAGAUCAUCCUGGAAUGCAAUGAGGGUUCAGCUGCCAUGUUUUAUUGUGCUUUGGGCUAUAUGGGUUUUCUGGCCAUUGUGAGUCUCCUUGUGGCUUUCCUGGCCAGAAAGUUACCUGACAGUUUUAACGAGGCCAAAUUUAUCACGUUUAGCAUGUUGGUUUUCUGCAGUGUUUGGCUGACCUUUGUUCCAACCUACCUGAGCACCAAAGGGAAAUACAUGGUAGCCGUGGAGGUCUUCUCCAUCUUGUCCUCCAGUGCUGGGUUACUGGGUUGCAUCUUUUUCCCUAAAUGCUACAUCAUUGUGCUGAGGUCUGACCUGAACAACAAGGAAAGCCUAAUAAGGGGAAGAAAAUAG
This is a messenger RNA of Podarcis raffonei (Aeolian wall lizard), 2571 nucleotides long. RefSeq names its product vomeronasal type-2 receptor 26-like. Gene Ontology annotation, cellular component: membrane. Lineage: Eukaryota; Metazoa; Chordata; Lepidosauria; Squamata; Lacertidae. The transcript has 8 exons. The coding region runs from base 1 to 2571 and encodes 856 amino acids. Gene Ontology annotation, biological process: G protein-coupled receptor signaling pathway. Gene Ontology annotation, molecular function: G protein-coupled receptor activity. The record is from RefSeq and is a predicted model, not a curated record.